UGCGAGGCCACAAUAUAACAGUGUCUGGCGCCGGUUAUUGCCAGUCUCGCGCUGCCUCUCGCCCGUAACUGACGUAGAGCUUCAAUUGCACUCAUCGCUUUUCGUUAUGGCAGACUCGGAGUUCACGUACACGCCCGGCGCCUGGCGGGUGACGGAAGCGAUGAAGAAAGCCUUCAACGAGAACGGCUACAUCCUUGUCAGGAACAUGUUCAACCAAGAGGAGGUGGCCAAGGUGCGCACCGCCCUGGAGAACCCGAACGGUGUGCAGCGGUACGCCUUGAAGCGUGCUGACGGCUCUGACCGCGCGAACCGCCUUGUGCUAUGGAACCACCCUGGGCGCGACGUGACGGGGGUGAUGGCGCGGACGGAGAGGGUGGUGGGCACGGCAGAGCAGAUGCUGGGCGGGGACGAGGUCUACCACUACCACACCAAGCUCAUUAUGAAGGAUGCCAAGAUAGGGGGUACGUUCUGCUGGCAUCAGGACUACGGGUACUGGUACAAGAACGGCUGCCUGUACCCCGACAUGCUCUCGGUUUUCAUCCCGAUGGACGACACCGACAAAACCAACGGGUGCCUGCAAGUCCUGCGAGGCUCGCAUCGCAUGGGCCGCGUCAACCACAAACUCCUCGGCGAGCAGCAGCAGGCAGAACCCGAGCGAGUGGAGGAGGCUCACAAGAUUCUCCUGCAUGAGUACGUCGAGAUGAAAGCCGGCGACGCUCUCUUUUUCCAUUGUAACCUCCUGCACACCUCGGCCGCCAACACCUCGGACCGCCGCCGCUGGGUGUUUAUCGUGGCCUUCAACAAGCGCUCCAACGACCCCUACAAGGACCACCACCACCCCCGCUACACCCCGCUGGAGAAGGUUCCCGACGCCGCCCUGCUGGAGUGUAACGAUGUGGAGGACCUGGAGGGCAAGUGGUUUAUGAGCAACGAGGAGGACACUUCCACAUCUUAAUCCUUCGUCAUCCUAUUCCAGAUAAAACUGUUGCUCCUAUUUUGAUGUACUAAAAAUACCAACACAUUUAAUAGUACUUUUAACACUAAUUAUUAUUCCCACUAAUACUAAUGCUCUCCCUGCCGAAACUAAAUCCCUAAAUCUUUACUCUUCUUCAUCCUAUUGCAGCUAAACCUACUACUACUAUUUUGAUGUAACUAAUGCUUAAACUAUUUCUCCUACUCCUAAGAAAAAAAAACUUGGCGUAACAAACUCUAAAUCUUCAUUAACCUUCUUCCUCCUGUGCCUUUUAAUCUUAUCCUCCUCUAUUUUCCUUUUCUUCUCCUUCCCUCCUUUUCGUGCAUCUCCUCACAUUACUCCUCUUCCCGUUCUUCUUCCUAUUCUUCUCUGUUUUGUCGACCCCUCCUUCAUGCUCACGAAAAUCCUCUUCCUCUUAUUGCUUACUACCUCUUCUACUGCCUAUUAAUUAAAAGGACGAAACAGACAGACAGACAGACGCAGGCAGACACACACACAGACAUAUGGACAAACAAAGAGAGAGAGACAGAUGGGUAAACAAACAGACAACGAGGAACUAAUAACAUCUUCCCACUUCGCUUCUGUGUACUUCCCGUGAAUAACUUUUUAAUGAAAUGCUAAUGUUGUUGUU
Messenger RNA from Eriocheir sinensis (Chinese mitten crab), 1604 nucleotides. Its product is annotated as L-proline trans-4-hydroxylase-like. The record is from RefSeq and is a predicted model, not a curated record. NCBI's taxonomy places the organism in Eukaryota, Metazoa, Arthropoda, Malacostraca, Decapoda, Varunidae. The transcript has 7 exons. The coding region runs from base 107 to 955 and encodes 282 amino acids.